Saprolegnia parasitica CBS 223.65 is the source of this 563-nucleotide messenger RNA. RefSeq lists its product as hypothetical. The transcript has 3 exons. Bases 12 to 563 code for a protein of 183 amino acids. Lineage: Eukaryota; Oomycota; Saprolegniomycetes; Saprolegniales; Saprolegniaceae. The record is from RefSeq and is a predicted model, not a curated record.
ACGGCUGCUGCAUGAGCGCCAAGGUCUUCCAGAUGCCCAACUCGGCGCGGAAGCGCUCUCCGACGACGGACCUCAACCCCUCCGUGCUCAAGAAGACGAAGAACACGAACGACGCGCGGCUCGUCGCCCGCCGUCGCUGGAAAAUGAUCCAGGGACACGUCUUGCUGUCGCGCUGGCUGCGCAAGACCGUCGGCGAGAACAACCACCGCAAGUUCCGCAAGGCGCAGCAGUCGCUUAUGGACUCGCUUUUUACGAGCCAAGACGACUUCAUCGACGUCCUCCUCAAGAUUCGAGAGCAAUUUGUGUCGUUCAUGGACGCCGAAAACUGCUACAUGUACAUUGCCACGACGCGUGGAGUCCUCGAAUUUGACGGACAGAGCGUGUAUCCGUCCACGCGCAUUCAAAACGGCCUCCUCCACCGCGCGUUCGAGCAAGGGACCCCGAUGCACGUCCAUACGGCCGUCACCUCGGACCUCUUUAUCGACGAAAAGGACGGGCUCGACGGGCUCGACGUGCGGGUGCGCUUCCUUUACCUCUCUCGACGAUAUGCUGCUCAUCUGUAG